AUUCCUCGCGAGUGUAUGGCGUGGGCUCCCUUCCCCCUCUGUGGGUCCCGCGAGGAGACUCUCGGGCUUUGAGGUGAGACCUGAAGUUCCGCUGGCCGGUAGUGUAGCAGGAAAGGGCAGGUCCUCCCGGGUCGUGAGCCAGUAGCCUCCUGGGGUGGCAAGGUGUAGAGAGGGGGGCGUUGAAAGGACACCCGCUACCCGGCCUGCUUUCUAGGGGUCUCUUUGGAUUGAGGACAUCAGCAGCAGUGGAAGGGAUUUUACUGGAGACCUGUCACUGUCAGAGCCUUAAAAUAUCACCGACGGGGCCUUAAUGUCACCGAGGUAGAGAGAAAAGGGCAGUAGCCCUAGAGACUAUUGCGACACAGUGUGCCCCUCAUAAGUUUUUCCAGGGAGGGGUUCUGUACUGAGUUGACGCCCCAGGAGCUGAGCACCAGGCUUUGCAUCCUUGGGAACUCAGCAAACGUUUGUUCAGCCAAUUGCAGGUAGCAUGGCCCAGGGCUUGAUUGAGGUGGAGCGAAAGUUCCUUCCAGGGCCUGGCACAGAGGAGCGGCUGCAGGAGUUGGGGGGCACCCUGGAGUACCGGGUCACCUUCCGAGACACCUACUAUGACACCCCUGAGCUGAGCCUCAUGCAGGCUGACCACUGGCUGCGACGACGAGAGGAUAGUGGAUGGGAGCUCAAAUGUCCUGGAGCAGCAGGUGUCUUAGGACCCCACACGGAGUAUAAGGAACUCACAGCGGAACCUACAAUUGUGGCCCAACUCUGUAAGGUGCUGCGGGCUGACGGCCUGGGGGCUGGAGAUGUGGCUGCUGUGCUGGGCCCACUGGGGCUGCAGGAAGUAGCUAGUUUUGUGACUAAGCGGAGUGCCUGGAAGCUGGUGCUCUUGGGAGCUGAUGAAGAGGAGCCACAGCUCAGGGUGGACUUGGAUACAGCCGACUUUGGCUACGCUGUGGGUGAGGUAGAGGCCCUGGUGCAUGAGGAGGCUGAAGUACCAACUGCCCUAGAGAAGAUCCACAGGCUCAGCAGCAUGCUUGGUGUGCCUGCACAGGAGACAGCACCAGCCAAGCUGAUUGUGUAUCUACAGCGUUUCCGGCCUCAAGACUAUCAGCGCCUGCUAGAAGUGAACAGCUCCAGAGAGAGGCCACAGGAGACUGAAGAUCCUGACCACUGCCUGGGCUAGGGGUGUCACUUCCUAGAAGGGGAAGGGAACUCUGGGUCUAACGGAGUCCACUCCUGGGCCCACUGUGCCUCUCCCCUCAGUGUCCCUUCUGACAGUGACUCCUCUCUCUCCAGCGCUGCCUGUUUCUUCCCCCUCCUCUAAGCUACUCUUCCUUGAGCCCUCCCUGGCUGCUUCCUCUCGCUCAUCCGUCAGAUGCAAUCUGUGGGCCGCCCCUCUCCCCUGGCCGCUAAGCAGCCUCCAUUGAUUUCCGCUCGUGUUUAUAGGAUUUCCACUUAGCCGUGAUCAGUAGUUAAGCACAGGAAAAUCCCUUGCCACCCCCCCUCCCUUGGUCGAUGCCAUUGAUUCUGCCAGCGGCUCCUAAACCGCCUUACAGCUGAGUUAGAAGAUGAGGAGAGGCAGCAGGGAUUUCCCUGCCUUGGGAUGUGGGAAACAGAAGAAAAGUUGAGGAAAUGGUUGGGAAUCGCUGUUAGAACUCUAGAAAUUCUAAUCUGACUUUGCCACUGUGCCCAGCUCUGGCCCAGAGGGUAGAGUGCCUCCUGUGGAAGUUUAGGGGCAAAUUUGUUCCCUGACCUGGAGAGGGUUAGAAAGAACCAACAGCUGCCCCCUCCCCGCCCCCGUGUUGAGACAGGUUCUCAAGGCUCAGGGGAAGAUGCAUACCUCCUAUGUAAGAAUGCUCUUCCCUUGCUGUUAUUCAUACACACUUUCCACUUCAAAUAUACCCAAAUAUGGCUUUCCUCACUUCUCAGGCUUUAUUGGGCUUUAUUUGUGGGAGAAGGGGGCUGGUCCCCAGUUUUUGCAGUGCAAAGCCAGAGCGCCACCUGCUGGUAGCCCUCAGGUGUAGGUUCGAAGCUGCUGGGGCCCCCUGGGGUUUGGGACACAGGAGAAUUUCAGGCUGUGAGUGGAGACAGUUACUGCCACGAUUCCACAGGCAAGUUGUUCACCUCAAAGAUCUCCUGCACCGACUGGUGAAAGUGGUCGUAGGUGAGGCGCAGCUUUAGCCGCAGGGGGGCCUAGGAAUAGGAGAGCAGGGACCAGGGUUAGCACCCACGGCUUCUUCUAUCCCUGGGUCUUGUCUUGGGGGAACUCCUGAAGCUCACCUUGUUAGGAUUGAGGAUUCUGAAGAGCUGGGUGAUAGGAAGGCCACCCCGAGCUGGAACUGUGUUCCCACUGGGGGCCUGCAGCUGCAGCUGGAGACUCUGAACACAGGAGUUUAACAGAGCACAGUAUGGCAGUAGGUAGGGCUCAGGCAGCCCCUCUAUACUCAGUGGCUCCACACCCUUUUCCUGUAACUCCCCAAGUGCUGAUCUCCAGAUGACUCAAUCCCAUCUCACACUGUCUCCCACCCACCUCCUCCACUUAGUGGCCUUUUCUCCUGGAGUCCCCAGGCCACCUCUGAACUCUGAUCUUUACAAACCUUGGGCACAGCAGCCU
Molecule: messenger RNA, 2611 nt
Organism: Homo sapiens (human)
Lineage: Eukaryota; Metazoa; Chordata; Mammalia; Primates; Hominidae
Gene: THTPA
Product: thiamine triphosphatase
Exons: 2
Coding region: 488-1180 (230 amino acids)
Biological process (GO): thiamine diphosphate metabolic process; thiamine diphosphate biosynthetic process; thiamine metabolic process
Cellular component (GO): cytosol; cytoplasm
Molecular function (GO): magnesium ion binding; thiamine triphosphate phosphatase activity
Source: RefSeq, marked reviewed